AUGGAAUUAGUAGUUGCAUUAAUUUCAAGUGGAGAACUUGAUUCUGAAUUACAUUAUGGUCUAUUUUCACAAAAUUGGUGGUUUACUUCAUCAAUAAAAAAAGAUAAUAAUUUAGAAAUGAUGUAUUCAAUUCAAAUUGAUAUGAAAACACAAUCAGGUUAUACUAGUCAAUGUGAUUCAGAUUCAAAAUUAAUAAUAGCAGAAUUAUUAUAUGAUAUAAAAUUUCAUCCAUAUAUAGUUAGUAUAGAAAAUAAGUUGUCAGUUAUGGUUUUUGGUUUGGGUAUUUCAAAAAAUGAAGGUUGGAUGG
Messenger RNA from Diversispora eburnea, 307 nucleotides. NCBI's taxonomy places the organism in Eukaryota, Fungi, Glomeromycota, Glomeromycetes, Diversisporales, Diversisporaceae. The record is from the annotation of a GenBank genome assembly.